AACCCUCCAAACGGCAAAUCGGGUGUGAGCCUCAGUCGAGAGUGUUUGUAUAGCGGUCUGUGUCCAUUCUAUACACCUGUAGAAAUGUCCAAUGUAUCUUUGGAAAACCUUGUGAUACUAACACAAGAUCCGAUCGGUCAAAAUGACGGAAUCAGCAAUACGGCCUUUGAAACAAACGAAGAUGAGAACCCGGACUUAGAAAUUGGAUUUUUGGAAAACCUAAAUUUUGAAGAUUCUGCGGAGGAAACAUCAAAAGAUGAUCGGUUUGCAGAUGUAAAAACUGGUGACAAAGACAAGCCCUUAGUGAAAGAAAACAAUAAGGAAUCCACCUUGGUAUGUGAAAGACAACCAGCCCAAAGUAAAGGUAAUGUCAUACCUGAAAAUUUAACACCGGCAAAAUCAGAGGAUAAUCAAACUUUGGAACAGGUAAAAGAACAAAUACAAACAAAUGGAAAUAGUUUAAAUAAAAUCAAAGACCCACCCGUCUUGUCCCGAAAUUCCUCAAACGCCGUUGUUCAAAGGAAGCAACCACUGAAAGGAAGUGCGGACGGAAUAGUUAUCAGUAAGGACUAUGUAUGGGGGCCUUUGUUCCAAGAACUGCCUUACAAGACGGUGACAUUCAAUCCACGUCACGCCAUUCGCCCUGAUCCGUACACUCAGGGAAUAAUCCGGAACCGGAAACCCCAGGUCCUGGUGGAACGACAGAAACAGGGACCAAUCAAAAGAUACAACAGCAACGCGUCACAAAGUGAGGAGGAUGAGAGCAAGUGGCACCACGUGACACGCGACAUUAUCCAGGCGAUAUUUGUUCGUCUGCUGCUGGUGUGCCAUAGUUUCCUCUGUGUGUGGCGAGCUGUUGAUGUGAAGAAGGAUGAACUGUACUGGUGCCUCGCUCUAACCAACGUCGUCCUGGUCAUCGAAACGAUUUACACCAUAGUGAAACGCCAGGGUAGAGAUCCUAAAUGGAUUUGUCCGUGUUUCGUAAUUUACCUGGGAGGAACAGUUCCCGCGCUCUGGUUUCUACAGAUUGAUAAAUUAGACCGGUACAAUGAAGCCAUGUCUGGAAACGUCUCCAGCCUGACUGAUUCCUUGCAGGAGGCCCUGUCAUCAAUCGAAGGGGUACAAAUUCCUAUUUACCUCGAUCCGGAUACAUGGGUGGCCAUCUUGGAGCAGAUUUUGUUAUUCGUUCUGGUUGUGGGACGAAUGCUUUUACCUCUAGGAGCGCUAUCAAGGGAAGAACUGUCUCAGUUACUUUUCAUUUUUAUCGGAUCGGGUUCAGAUGUGAUGGAGCUAUUCGUGGUAUUUGAUGAGCCCCAGUUUCGUACUAAUUCUCCGCUUAAAUUCGCAACGCUUACAGUGUGGUCCGUUAGUUUGCUGCAAUUUACUUUCGUUCUUACUGCAGCGAAGAGCCCAAAAAAGAUUCGACUUGGAACGACAGAAGAUAAAUACCACAGUGUUAAAGAGAAGCGCGCAAUAUUCGGGAUCGAGAUUCUUAGUCUCUUGAUCUCGUUCCUGUUAAUGGAUGGGCCUUACUGCGCGCUUAGACUGUACGCCAUCAUUGUUUAUAAGGUCGUUAGUUACGGCAUCAUAUUCUUUACUUGCAAAAACAUUCUAAUGUUGGUUUUAUUGUUGUAUAGGUUGUUUAUUAUUUGCAUCAAGUUCAGAAAUAGAGGCAGGGAAAAGAAGGAGGCCCUGAGAGAGAUUGCACAUCGUAAACACGCACAUAGGCAUAAUGUUUGAUGUCAAUGUAGUUAUCAAACCUAAAAUAUACGCACAAAAUAUCAUUGUAUGAAAUUAUUAUCAUCCUUGUAUAACUCUAUUUGUACGUUUUUAUAUCUGCUGCCAUAUUGUAUUCACAAAAAAUUGCUUGCAUUACACAGUGUGGUCUGAAAUAAAGUUAGCUCUCAAGAUAAGAUUCACUAUCAACAACGGAUUUUUGUCAGGGGACUUGUAUGAUAAAGGGAUAUCGCUCAAAGCAUUUUACUUAAGUAAUUAUUUUUCUAGCCAAUAAUCAGCUUUGCUUGUCAAUGUGUUCUAAGGCUGCUGUGCUUUUUGUUAAUUGUAACAUUAGAAGCAUCAGAAAUGGUUUAUGAAAGCAAUUGACUAUUUAAUGGAAAUGACAUAUCGAUAUAGUCAGUUGGUUGCUCAGUCAAAGGUCGAAUAACGUCACUCGGAAACGUAUCCUGAUCUCUAUCAAGCAUUUAUAUGUAUAAAGUAUAUAAUAGGAACCACUCUAGCCUAAUGAGGGUAUUUUGAAUUCAUUGAUUGUUACUGACAUUAAGUGAUCUGUAUGUUACUCAGUUACCUUUUAGUAGCCUUUCAGUAACAAUUCAGUUGAUUGAGUGGCAGAAAACAUCAUUUUUUGGUGCAGACAGAAAGAGAAAAAAGACACGUAGGACAGACUUUGUGGAGUGAUUCCACCUUUUUCAUUCCAUUGAUUUGCAUUUGAAAUGUUUACAUAUAUGUAGCUAUUUUGAACUGUUUGGAGGUAGUAAUUGAAUUAAUGUUGCGCUCUACAAACAAAAUGUAAGGAGAAUAAGUAACCAAUGCGGAAUUGACAAAUAAAGUCAUGAGUUGCCGGGUUCUCGCGCGUUCAUUGCCCUAAUAAACAUUUAAAUCCGGACCAGCGCUACAAUAAUUGCAUAUCCUGCAUGGUGAUAAUUAUGCCUGUUCCAAGGUAGCAUUUUUGCAACCGUUUAAGAUGCAGUUUCGUAAAUAUUCGUAAAAAUAAAACAACAAAAAAACCAAUGUCUAGAGAGUAUAUAACCACUUUUGUUUUUAGUGUGUCGCACCUGACAGGUGAGAUAUCUACUUUAAAGAUUAAUAUCCCAUAGGAAAUCAUAAUUCCCAUAGGAGAAAUAAUUUACCUACAGAGAUCCUAUGAGAAUUAUAUUUUCUAUAAGAGAAGUAUUUCAGUUCAGAAAGAUAGUUUUCCUAUGGGAAUUGAAAAUUUUCUAUCGAAUUUUAAAAUCCUACAUGAGUUUGGUUGGAAUUCUUAUAUGAAUUUCUUUUAUUCCGGAAGGAAAAUCCAAAUAUCCUAUAGAAAAUUUGUUUUUCCAAAGGAUAUUCUGAACAAGAACAAAUAUUGAUUCCAUUUCAUAUUGAUUUUAACAAUACAAUCAGUAAGCAAGAUUUUAUCGGAUAUAGUGCACAUUACAACAUCUAAAAUAGGAUGCAAUUUAAUGUAAUCAUAGGUCAUUAAAUUAUCAAGGUUUAAAAUUAUCAUCCUAUAGGGAUUUUUUAAAAGGAAAAUAUCAUUCCUGACAGGUGAGAUACAUUAAUAACAAAGGUGGUUAUGCAUUUUUAAGCAAUGGUCUAUCAUAUGGCAUAU
Messenger RNA from Magallana angulata, 3331 nucleotides. RefSeq names its product transmembrane protein 26-like. The record is from RefSeq and is a predicted model, not a curated record. The transcript is spliced from 3 exons. The coding region runs from base 85 to 1740 and encodes 551 amino acids. NCBI's taxonomy places the organism in Eukaryota, Metazoa, Mollusca, Bivalvia, Ostreida, Ostreidae.